This is a messenger RNA of Geosmithia morbida, 1641 nucleotides long. RefSeq names its product Asparagine synthetase B (glutamine-hydrolyzing). NCBI's taxonomy places the organism in Eukaryota, Fungi, Ascomycota, Sordariomycetes, Hypocreales, Bionectriaceae. The coding region runs from base 1 to 1641 and encodes 546 amino acids. Gene Ontology annotation, molecular function: asparagine synthase (glutamine-hydrolyzing) activity. The transcript is spliced from 4 exons. The record is from RefSeq and is a predicted model, not a curated record.
AUGUGCGGCAUUCACGCUGUAAUAUCGACGUCUGGCUACGCACCUCCACCGCAGGGCUACGUGCGACGGUGCCUUUGCAACAGGGGGCCAGACUACGUGGGUACUGUCCGCGCGGAGGCGGACGCGUCGCUGGUGUCUCUCACGCUCACCUCGACGGUGCUGUCGCUCCGGGGAGACCACGUUGCCGCUCAGCCGCUGGUCGACCCCGCGACUGGGUCGGUGCUGUGCUGGAAUGGCGAGGCGUGGAGGAUAGGCGGUCGGGACGUCGAGGGGAGCGAUACAGAGGUUGUCAUGGGGCUGCUGCUGCUGUCGUCUGCGAAUAGCAGUUCAGUUGGGCAGGAAAAAUCUGUGCUUGACGCGUUGCGCUCCAUUGAGGGACCGUUUGCUCUGAUCUACUUUGACAAGCCGGGGAGGAGGGUGUACUACUGCCGUGACAGGCUAGGACGACGGUCCCUGCUGGUCAAUAAGAACGACGGAGACACGGUCGUCCUGUCUAGUGUGGCUGAUGCGGAGCAGGAUGGCUGGGUCGAGGUGGAGGCUGAUGGGUGCUAUACUGUCUGUUUAGACGACCUCGUCAUAUCUAGACAUGAAUGGGUUGAUGAUGCCUCCUCGGUAUCGGGCAUAGGCAUCUUCUGUGAGAAGAUGCCCGACACGACGGACGACCCCCCAAGUCUGUGCGAGGACUCCCCCUCUGUCGGGAGACUGCGCGACCAUCUCAUAGAGUCCUUGAGGCUGCGCGUCGCUGGCAUACCGCAGCCGCCGGAGGGGACCGAGGACAGCGCAAGGCUGGCAGUGCUCUUCUCCGGCGGUCUGGACUGCACAGUCCUCGCACGCAUGGCGGCCGAUCUCGUACCUCCCGGCCAGUCUAUUGAUCUGGUCAACGUCGCGUUUGAGAAUCCGAGGAUCGCCGGCCAGAAACCCGGCUGUUCGCGGGAUGAGUUAUUCGAGCUUUGUCCCGAUAGGAUCACGGCGCGGCGGUCGAUGGCCGAGCUUGUCAGGGUCUGCCCAGAUAGGCUCUGGCGGUUCGUCACUGUAAAUGUUCCUUAUACGGAGACAUGCUCUCACAGAGAAUCCAUCAUCCGCCUUAUGUACCCACACAACACGGAGAUGGACCUCUCCAUCGCCAAUGCGCUGUACUUUGCCGCCCGGGGCCGUGGUCUAGCCUCGAUGCCGUCAUCAGCCCCAGCCGGAGAACCCUACUGCUACACCACCACCGCCCGCGUCCUCCUAUCCGGUCUGGGCGCGGACGAGCUGUUUGGCGGGUACAUCCGGCACAAGACGGCCUUCUCACACAAGGGAUACCGCGGGCUCCUGGACGAGAUGCGGCUGGACGUCGGCCGCCUGGGCAAGAGGAAUCUCGGCAGGGACGACCGCGUCAUGGCCCACUGGGGUCGUGAGGUGAGGUUCCCGUUCCUGGACGAAAGACUCGUCAGGUGGGCUGUCGAGUCGCCCGUGUGGGAAAAGUGCAACUUCGCUGACGCUGCUGCCGAGGAUCCCGAUAAGAGGGUGUUGAGGCUGGUGGCCGAGUCGCUUGGGUUAUUGGGGGUUUCACGGGAGAAGAAGAGGGCCAUUCAAUUCGGCGCGAGGACGGCCAAGAUGGAGAGUGGAAAGGUCAAGGGAACAACAUUCAUAACACCAUGA